AUCACUUCAGAAAUAUUGGCGGCCAUAUUUCUAAAUUAUUACCAGAAAUGAUAAAAUAUAAUGAUAAUCAAACAUUGGAUUUUAUACCUGAAACUAAUCUUAAACAAAUUUGUAAAUUUUUGGACAAAAAAGAUAGAUGGAUGCAACUUGCCAAAAAAUAUGAAAUUGAUGUUGAAAUUUAUAAAAAGGGUGACAAUCCCUCAAAUAGGUUGCUCAAAAAGCUUAAAAUUUUAAAUAUAUCUAUUGGACACUUAUUAAAAGUUUUCGAAGAAUUUGAAUAUGAUCCUCCACUUUUACUCUUUAGAACAAUCGAAACAGUAAAAAUUAUUAAAGAACCUCCCAAUAAACUAGUUAUAAACAAUGGGGGCACUAUUUAUUUAGAGUGCAUUGCCACUGGAUUUCCACAUCCACUAUAUCAAUGGUUUAGGAAAAAAGAAUUUUUGAAGGAUCAACAAAAAAAUAUUUUAAAAAUUACAAAUGCACAAUUAAUUGAUCAGGGACUUUAUAUAUGUAGGGUUCAUAAUUCAGGAAUGAAGAAUUCUAUCUUUACAAAUUGGUCUAUAAUUAAAAUAAUAUUUGAUAUUGUAAAAGAUACUCAAUCAAAAGAUGAUGCUAAACCUAUAUAUAACAAAUUAGUUCCUUUUAAACCUCCUAAAAUUACAAGACAUCCAAUAGCUUAUUUAGAAAUAGAGGAAAAUUCUACCAUAACCCUAAAUUGUUGUGCCUUAGGUAUACCCAAUAUAUCAUUUCAAUGGUUCAAAGAUGGAAAUACUUUAGAAGGUCAAAUAUAUCCAAAUUUAAACAUCGUUAAUUGCCAACAAUGCAAACAUGAGGGUAUCUAUCAAUGCAAGGUAUCCAACGAUAAUGGAUUUGUCUGGAGUUGUCAAUCUCAAGUGACGUUUCUAACUAAUUAUAGUAACUUGCCUUCCAAUAAAUGUAAUGCACUAUCUCAUUUAAGUGAUGUUAAGAUGCCUGAAAUAAUUUACCACCCUCAAGCCCCUAGCGAUAGAAUCACUGUUGGCAGUUCAAUAAUUCUAGCUUGCAGGGCUGUAGGUAAGCUACCUUUACGAUAUGAAUGGUAUAAAAACAAUCAGAUAAUAUCUGGAGUUGAAACAAACGAAUUGAAAUUUUUAAAUAUACAAUCUGACACAGAAGAUGGUGGUUGUUAUCAAUGCAGAGUGUACAACACAUUUGGGUCAAGCCUAUCUAAACCUGCUAGAAUUUGUUUAGAUUUUACCCCAGAUUCAAUUCAAAUUACAGCUACCGAUAAGAUUGCUAUAUUGAUAGGAAACUACGAUUAUUCGCCUUUAUUAAAUUCUCUGGAAACUGUCAAAAAUGAUUGUAAAACGUUAGCCGCUCGACUAGAUGGUUUAGGAUUUAAAGUUUUUACCUAUUUAAAUUUAAAUCAUCGCGAAAUGUUAGAAAAAAUUAAAAUAUUCAUUCACACAUUGAAACAUUCGUUUAGCUCAAGAAUGUAUUUCGUGUUUUAUUUCGGCGGGCACGGCUUCGAAAAGAACGGUAAAAGUUUUUUGGUUCCUAUUCAAAGAGUUAACAAUGAUAAUACCCAACCUUUAAACUCAAUUUCGCAAGAUUUAAAAAACGAAUGUAUAUGCGUAGAGCGGGAUGUUUUGUACAAACUAAACGACGGAAAAAAUAACCCUUCUUUGAUAGUUUUCUUGUUGGAUAUAUGUAGGCUAGAAGAGAUAGGAUUGGAUCAUUUGACAUUGACAAAUCAACAUACCGAAGAUUUCGCCAAUCAACAUUCUUUAAACAAUAAUGAUGUGAAUCUCGCUAAUCCCAUUAUGGACACUUUAACGUCUGCAAAUCCAUGCGGAAGCGAUUUGGAAAUAGGUGGUAAUUACAUCUUCGGUUAUGCCACCAGUAUAAGUAAUAGAGCCUUCGAAAUGGAAGGCCAAGUCAAUAGUAUUUUUAUGACCCACUUGCUCAAGUUCAUCAGUUUAGCUUUACCGAUUGAAGAGAUUCUAAGGCUUACACGGCAGAGCGUUUUUGCGACAGAACCCUUGGCUAAAUCAAAUAAUCAGUUUCCCGAAAUCAGGAGUAAUUUAUCUAAAAGCUUUUCGUUGGCCGAUAAAAUUGUUCCCAAAGAGCCUUAAUCAAUGAAAGAUUAUUAAGAGAAUGGAAGAUCGGUAUUAAAUAUAUUGGCGGAAUACAUUUGUUAAUUAUAAAUAACGACACAUUUUAAAUUCUACUUUACGGAUGUUUAAAUAUAGACAUUAUCAAGCGAAUAAUAGACGGGAGAAAACGAGAUAUGAUUAGCUCAACUUAUUAAUUUUAAUAAUU
Messenger RNA from Gordionus sp. m RMFG-2023, 2301 nucleotides. Its product is annotated as mucosa-associated lymphoid tissue lymphoma translocation protein 1-like. NCBI's taxonomy places the organism in Eukaryota, Metazoa, Nematomorpha, Gordioida, Chordodea, Parachordodidae. The record is from RefSeq and is a predicted model, not a curated record. The transcript has 10 exons. The coding region runs from base 48 to 2114 and encodes 688 amino acids. Gene Ontology annotation, molecular function: cysteine-type endopeptidase activity. Gene Ontology annotation, biological process: proteolysis.